AUGGCCCCUAAAGAAAUUAACGUUGAUGUGCUCGUUAUCGGUGCUGGCCCUACCGGUCUCGGUGCUGCUAAACGCCUCCAACAUCUAGACAGCGUUGACUGGCUCAUUGUCGAUUCUAAUGAGACACCUGGUGGUCUUGCCUCUACCGACACUACUCCCGAAGGCUUUCUAUUUGACGUUGGCGGGCAUGUUAUAUUUUCUCACUACAAGUACUUUGACGAUGUAAUCAACGAAGCUCUGCCCAAACCCGGUGAUUGGUACGAGCACCAACGCAUCUCAUAUGUCCGCUACGAAGGCCUGUGGGUCCCAUAUCCUUUCCAAAACAACAUCGCGCUCCUACCAAAGGAGGAACAAGCCCUAUGUCUCGGAGAUCUCAUCGAUGCUGCCCUCGCGGCACGUGUGCGGUCUCCCUCUGACAAGCCAGCCAACUUUGAUGAGUGGAAUAUUCGAAACAUCGGUGAGCGACUAAACGAGAUCUUCAUGCGCCCUUACAAUUUCAAGGUCUGGGCUGUUCCUACAACCAAGAUGAAUACGUCGUGGGUUGGAGAACGUGUCGCUGCUCCUAACGUCAAACUUGUCACCAAGAAUGCCAUCCUCAACAAGGCAGCUGGUAACUGGGGUCCCAAUGCCACAUUCCGCUUCCCCGCUCGAGGAGGUACCGGUGGUAUUUGGACAGCUGUUGCAGACACGCUCGAUAAGAGCAAGACUCGUUUUGGUGAGCAUGGUGCAGUAACCAACGUUGACGCUGACUCCAAGACUGUUCAGCUGAAAGAUGGAACCCUUGUCAAAUAUGGAUCGCUCGUCUCUACUAUGGCAAUCGAUCAACUCGCGCAGUCUUUGGGUGACGUCAAGCUUCAGAAAUCGCUUGAGCCGCUUUUUUACUCCUCUACUAACGUGAUUGGAGUUGGUAUUCGUGGCGAGCGCCCUGAGCGAAUUGGCGACAAGUGCUGGCUUUACUUCCACGAAGAUAACGCUCCUUUUUACCGAGCUACCAUCUUCUCCAACUACUCCCCCUACAACCAGCCAAGUGAAGACGUCAAGCUCGCCACCAAGCAGCUCGCCAACGGUGAUAAGCCUGCCUCCUCAGAGCCAGCUUCUGGUCCAUACUGGUCAAUCAUGCUUGAGGUUUCGGAGUCAUCAUACAAGCCCGUCAACCAAAAGACUUUGCUUGAGGAGAGCAUUCAAGGACUCAUUAACACUGACCUGCUCAAGCCUGAAGAUGAAAUUGUCAGUACCUACGUCCGUCGCUUUGAUCAUGGAUAUCCCACUCCCAGUUUGGAGCGCGAUGGUGCGCUGUCUGAGGCGCUGCCUUAUCUUUACGACAAGGAUAUCCUGUCCCGAGGUCGUUUUGGUGCGUGGAAGUAUGAGGUCGGAAACCAGGAUCACAGUUUCAUGCAAGGUGUCGAAGCCGUUGACAAUAUUAUCUCGGGUGGUCUGGAGCUGACUCUAUCGAACCCCGACUUUGUCAACUCUCGAAAGAACACCGAGCGUCGCCUUGCAGGCAUCAAGGGUGCUCGCAAGUAG
Fusarium sp. VM40 is the source of this 1524-nucleotide messenger RNA. The record is from the annotation of a GenBank genome assembly. Lineage: Eukaryota; Fungi; Ascomycota; Sordariomycetes; Hypocreales; Nectriaceae.